UAUAAAUUAAAUAUUUGGUCGAGAAAAUGAGCCAGUCUUAUAAAUACCUGAAUGUGUUCUCUCCUGAAGGCAAGCUUCUUCAGAUUGAGAAGGCUUAUAAUGCUAUCAAGAACUACGGUCUCACAACAAUUGCCGUACGUGGAAAAGAUGCAGUAGUAGUAUGCACCCAAAAGAAAGUUCCUGAUAAACUAAUCGUGAAGGAAUCUGUGACUAAUAUCUUUAAGAUCACUGAUACCAUCGGUGUGAUGGUAACCGGUAGUGUUACCGAUGCAAAGUCAAUGAUUUCAUUCUUCAGGAUGGUCUCAGCUGAAUUUAAGUUUAAAAAUGGCUACCAUAUUCCAGUACAUGUCCUUGCUCAGAAAGCAUCUGAGAGAAAUCAAAUGAUUACUCAGUUUAUUGGCAUAAGGCUGAUGAGAUGCUCCUUCACUUUUGUUGGAAUUGACGAGGAAAAAGGCCCACAGGUUUAUAAAGUAGAUCCUUCAGGACACUCCCUUGGUUAUAAAGCCGUAGCAGCAGGCACUAAGGAGCAGGACGCAGUCAAUUAUCUGGAGAAGCAGUAUAAGAAGAAGCCAGAAGGAUGGAAUAAUGACGAAGCUAUCCAAACAGCUAUUAUGUGCCUACAAAAUGUUAUCUCGACUGAUUUUAAGAAUGAUGAAAUUGAGGUUGGUAUUGCUACUACUGAUAAUGUUUUCUUCCGUACUUUGACAGAAGAUGAGAUAGAAGAGCACCUGAACACCAUUGCUGACAUGAAUUAAUCAUAAAUCAACCCAAAGUUCAAUAUUUUGAAGUA
Messenger RNA from Moneuplotes crassus, 790 nucleotides. NCBI's taxonomy places the organism in Eukaryota, Ciliophora, Spirotrichea, Euplotida, Euplotidae. The record is from the annotation of a GenBank genome assembly.